ACCCCUUCCUACAUCGAAAUACUCAACGAUCCUCAGCAUAAGACCCCACCAUCGGCAAGAUACGUCCUGACUGUCCCGACCGUCCGGUCGUUUCUGACCGUUCUUCGAGGUGGUGGUGGUGGCGAUGGUGGUGGUGAUGGUGGUGGUGAUGGUGGUGGAUGCCUCUCGAAUGCUAGAAGAGUCAUGUCGUUCUAGAAGCUCACUACGUGCUCAGUACCUCAUCACCCUUCAUUCCGUUCGAACAUUCCCAUUGUCAAUCACCAUUAAAUGACGAACGACAAGUGUUAUAAUAUUGAAGUGAGCAAGAUGGAGUAAAAACAGCUAAGUUCUUGGUGUCAUCUUAAAAUUCAUCAUUGAAAUUUUCGCAAUAAUUAAUUUAAACAAAUUAUCAUGGAACUGGUUAAACCAAUGCUUAAUACUGUGAAUUAAGUAUAUAUUUGAAUAAAAUGACGUUACUGUAGUUCGAUUAAAUUUUUAUCGAUUAUUGGGAAGUCGAUAUUGGCUGAUCGACCUGUCAAGCGUAUUGGAGCUCGUGAAAUAAAGUGUGCGAGAAAGUCAACUUUCGUUGAUUUCCAGUCAAUAGUAAGGUGAGAUAUAUGCGGUGUACUCUCACCUGCGUGGACGACUUGCUAAACCGGGCCUUCCACAAAAUCGGUCUGGUAGUCGGACGACAUCCUGGAUACUUCGUGAUAGUUCCGGUACUCCUGGCCUGUAUUUGCAUCACAGGCUAUCAAAAAAUUCACUACGAGAUCGAUCCAGAAUAUUUAUUCUCGCCAAUAAAUGGUCCUGGAAAGUAUGAGCGUGCCAUAGUCGAGAAAUAUUUCAAAGUAAAUUACAGCCACCAUUUCGACGUAGGACGAAUUACCCGACCAGGACGAUUCGGACAUGUGAUAAUUAUUCCAAAAGAUGGCGACAGUAAUAUGUUACGAAAAGUUGUUUGGGACGAGCUGCAACUUCUUGACAACGUCAUUAAGAAUGCGACAGCAACUUACGAAGGAGAAUCAUUUACUUACGAGCAGGUCUGUGCUCGUUGGCAGGAUCAAUGCUUUAACAAUGACAUCUUGAGUCUACACCAUGUGAUUGCAGAGGUCGAGAGUCGCGAACUGAACUUAACCUUUCCACUGAUGCUGAACCCGGUCACUUGGGAUACACAUUUAUUCCCAGUAUAUUUCGGCGGCAGUGUCAUCACCGAAGAUAUGACAAUCGAGACCGUACCUUCCGUGCAACUAGCCUACUUUAUAGCAGCCGACAACAAACGUCAGGAUGCGAUUGGCGCAGCAUGGGAAGAAGCUUUUCUGGAUGCAGUAGGCAACGCCGAAGAUUCUGGUCUUUUCAAACAUAUCAGUACCGCGCGAUUCGCGUCUAGGACUUUGGAAUUAGAAUUGGAAGCUAAUACAAAGACCGUGGUACCAUAUUUCUCGAGUACCUUUGCAAUUAUGGGUCUUUUUUCUGUGGUCACUUGUAUGAUGGCUGACUGGGUGAGGAGUAAACCUUGGCUUGGUUUACUGGGAAAUAUUUCGGCGGCAAUGGCAACAGUUUCAGCCUUUGGGAUGUGCAUGUAUAUUGGCAUCGAUUUUAUUGGUAUCAAUUUGGCGGCACCGUUUUUAAUGAUCGGUAUCGGUAUCGAUGAUACCUUCGUAAUGCUGGCUGCUUGGCGAAGAACAAAUAUCCUGAGUCCUGUACCAGAACGCAUGGCAGCCACGUUGAGCGAAGCGGCCGUUUCAAUUACUAUCACAUCGUUAACCGACAUGAUUUCCUUCUUUAUCGGCAUCAUGUCUCCAUUUCCUUCGGUGCAGAUCUUCUGUAUUUAUUCCGGUUUUGCCGUGGUGUUCACAUUCCUCUUUCACCUGAGCUUCUUCAGCGGAUGUGUCGCAAUAAGCGGAUAUUGCGAACAGAAGAACUUACACAGUAUCGUAUGCUGCAAAGUACAGCCAGUCUCUAAAUCCACUCAUAGAUCCUGGCUUUAUCGUCUCUUAUGUACUGGCGGAGUCGAUCCAGAUGAUCCUGACAAUCCUCUGGAUAAUCCUGAGCAUGGAUGCAUGACUUGGUUCAGGGAUUAUCUUGCUGUGGCAUUGAACUAUUGGCUAGUUAAGGUCCUGGUCAUUAUUACUUUUGGACUUUAUCUUGCUGGAGCACUUUACGGCUUGACUACCCUUCAAGAAGGUCUAGACAGACGCAAGCUAUCAAAGGAAGAUUCCUAUUCAGUGACCUUUUACGAUCGUGAAGACUUCUACUUUCGAGAAUUUCCGUACAGAAUUCAAGUUGUGGUGAGCGGCGCGUACGAUUACAGCGAUCCGGAAAUCCAGAAUCAAAUGGAGAACUUAACAAGAACGCUGGAGGAAACUUCCUACAUUAGCUCACCAAUUUAUACGGAGAGUUGGAUACGAGGUUUCCUGAGUUACGUAAGACGGAAUGAAGAAGUUGUAAACGGGACCAUCGACAACGAAGAAGAUUUCGUGAAGACACUAAAAGACUUCUGGCUCUUCCCAUCGAGCACGUAUUCUUUAGACGUCAAAUUCGAUCCUACCGGGGAACACAUAAUAGCGAGUAGAUUUUUAAUCCAAGCGGUUAACAUAAGUGGAACAAAUCAUGAGAAAGAGAUGGUAAAGGAACUGCGACGUAUAUGUCACGACUCACCUCUGAACGCAAGCGUUUUUCACCCCUAUUUCGUUUUCUUUGACCAGUUCGAAUUAGUUCGGCCUACGAGUAUCCAAUGUAUGAUUUUCGGUGCUUUGAUAAUGAUGUUGAUUAGCUUCAUCUUCAUUCCAAACAUCCUUUGUUGCCUGUGGGUAGCGUUUUGCAUUGUUUCAAUAGAAUUAGGUGUAGCAGGGUACAUGGCGCUGUGGGAUGUUAAUCUUGACAGUAUAUCAAUGAUAAAUCUAAUAAUGUGCAUUGGCUUCAGCGUAGAUUUUACGGCCCACAUAUGUUAUGCUUAUAUGAGCUCCAAGAAAAAGAAACCGGAGGACCGUGUCAAAGAAUGUCUGUACAAUUUAGGCUUACCUAUAGUGCAGGGUGCAGCUUCGACGAUUCUUGGUUUAGUUGCUCUUCUAUUAGCUGGGACUUAUAUCUUCCUAGUAUUCUUUAAGAUGGUCUUCCUCGUGAUCUUCAUCGGUGCUAUGCACGGCCUCUUUCUUCUACCCGUACUGUUAUCCAUCUUUGGUCCGGGAUCCUGUUCCAAAAGCAAUGACGAAGAAGUAACACAAGAAGAGGAUACCAAAGAAUCUAAAUUACAACAGCCUUACGUGAUACCUCAUCCGACGCUCAUAUAUCAUCAGCAUCGCCUUGGAAAGUCCUUGCAAGGUAGUCCUACCACGAGUUUGGCAGCUUUUGAAGAAAGAGAUCCUGGUAUUGGCACUAGUGAAGAUAGCAAUUCUACGGAGAGCAGCUCCUCUCAAAGUCGACGAAGACAAGUUAUUGAACGCGAGGAGAUUCAACAGCAAUUUCCAAAUUGGAGACGAUCUGUUGGAAUAUUGCAAAGUUUGUCACAAUUUCAAAACAACACUGCUCCGCCACCGGAUUAUCCUGGAGCUUCAGUGGAUCAACCAAGAAACUUUGACUAUCGAGAGUACAGGAUAGAUCCUCAUAUGAAUCAAAUUCCUGGUAUUAAUAAUGAUCACAGGGAUUAUAGGCGUAGUCGGUCCCAUCAUAGUCUUCAUCCAUCUGGGAAAUAUUUACCAGAUUCACGAUAUGGCUGAGAUUAUUAAUAAUUCCAUAGAUUUUCAUUGAUUGUCAAAACCAUUUAUGCGCCUGGAACUUGACUCGCUCCAAAGAAACAGAACAAUUAGUAACUAGUAAUUUUGUUAUUGAUUAAUGAAACGUCUUCGAUCCAGGUUUUCUUAUCAUUCUGAUGAAUAUCUUACGAGUUCUGUAUUCCAUGAUUACUCAUCAGGCGUAUCCUCAUGCAUGCUACUGCAUUCAAUAAAAAUCAAAAUGAACGAUUGGCUACACUACGAUGUGUCUGCCUUGAAUGGAACUAUCUUUUUUUAUACGCAUCUUUCUAUGUAUUUAAUUGCACUGUACAGUGAAAUCGACCACGAUCAAUCAUUUAAUGAGUUUGAUUGGGAUCGAUUGCACGGGCCACUGCACGCAUAUUUUGUAUGUAACUACAUGCCGUUCAUUUUCAAUUAUUUUUUAGAUAGACUAGUAAAAUAAGGGUGUAUUUAUGAGUGAGAGUGGAUGAAAACAAGAGAACCAAACAAGUAUGAAAUAUAUUCUGAUAAUACUUUUGAAA
This is a messenger RNA of Cephus cinctus (wheat stem sawfly), 4231 nucleotides long. It is a transcript of the gene Ptr, whose product is annotated as patched domain-containing protein 3. Gene Ontology annotation, cellular component: plasma membrane; cytoplasmic vesicle membrane. The transcript has 9 exons. Bases 597 to 3695 code for a protein of 1032 amino acids. The record is from RefSeq and is a predicted model, not a curated record. NCBI's taxonomy places the organism in Eukaryota, Metazoa, Arthropoda, Insecta, Hymenoptera, Cephidae.